Parnassius mnemosyne (clouded apollo) is the source of this 672-nucleotide messenger RNA. Lineage: Eukaryota; Metazoa; Arthropoda; Insecta; Lepidoptera; Papilionidae. The record is from the annotation of a GenBank genome assembly.
AUGAAUUAUGAAAAUUAUGAAAAAUGGAUCAAGAAUCAACUCGUUCCAAAUUUGCCAGCAAAUUCAGUCGUUGUUGUAGAUAAUGCUUCUUAUCACAACAAACAAGAAGAUCCUGCACCUACCUCAAACUCAAGAAAAGCAGACAUGCAAUCAUGGCUUCGUGAAAAAAAUAUUGAAUUUGAGGAAACAAUGCUGAAGCCACAACUAUACAAGUUAAUUGCGAAGAAUAAAGAACGCUUCAAAAAAUUUAACAUCGAUAAAAUAUUGAAAGAGAAUAACCACUUAGUUUUACGCCUCCCCCCUUACCACCCCGAUUUAAACCCCAUCGAGAUGGCAUGGGCAGCAAUAAAACAAUACGUCGCAAAAAAAAACGUUAACAGGAACGUAAAUUCAGUCAUGGAAUUGGUCCAGCAAAAAGUUAACGAAAUGGGGGAAAAUGAAUGGGGGGCAUUGUGCCGAAAAGUGAUCAAGAUAGAGGAAGAGUACAAAAAAAGUGACGUUGUCGUUGAUAGAUUGACGGACGAAUUUAUAAUCCAUGUCAGCGACGAUGAAUCAGAUACCGAGUCUGAGGAGGAAUCAGAUUCCAGCGAAGACGAAGGAAGUGAUGUUUCCAUGGAAGCUCCUUCCACAAGCAAAGACGUUUUUAUGGAAGGGAUACAGCCCUUAACUUAA